Messenger RNA from Vigna radiata var. radiata (mung bean), 1836 nucleotides. RefSeq lists its product as uncharacterized. The coding region runs from base 1 to 1836 and encodes 611 amino acids. The record is from RefSeq and is a predicted model, not a curated record. The transcript is spliced from 2 exons. NCBI's taxonomy places the organism in Eukaryota, Viridiplantae, Streptophyta, Magnoliopsida, Fabales, Fabaceae.
AUGGUGACCACAAGAGGCAUGGAGAAUCCAUAUCCAAUUCAGAUGAUAAGAGACCUGCAAGCACAGCUAGAAGAACAAGCCCGAAUUAUUGCAACUUUACAGCAAGAAUUACAACAGAAGAAAACCGAUGAUGCCGAACGCAGCAAAGAAAAACAACACGACCGGGAGACAUCAGAAGAUAGUCAGAAUCAUAAUCCGCCUCCUCCCCCCCGGUCCCCAGACUUCUUGCCGUUCACUGAUGCCAUCAUGCAGGCCCCUAUGCCCGACCGACCUCCACCUCAGGUUGAGAAGUUUGACGGCACGACGAAUCCAGAUCAUCAUUUGCGGAAUUUCAUUGAUUCUAUGGCCUUUUACACUCAAAGUGACCCAGUAAAAUGUCGGGCAUUCUCCCUGUCGCUGAGGGGAGAAGCCCUAGAGUGGUAUUACACCCUUCCACCCAAUUCGGUGGAUAGUUUCCGCACGCUAACAAGCAUGUUCAAAAAGCAAUAUUCCACCAACCGGUAUGAGGAGGUUACUGUUGCCGAGCCAGUUAAUCUCAGACAGGGGAAAGACGAAACUCUCAGAGCCUUCAUGCACCAAUACAACCAUGCCGCCCGGAGGAUAAAAGGGGCCAGUCCCGAAUUCAUCAUCGACAGUCUACCCAACUGCCUAAAAGCAGGAUUCGUCUCUGAAAGCUUAUAUGCCGAGUUACCCAAUACGUUGGAGGAGCUGCAAGAAAAAAUGGCCAAAUUUAUCAAAAUGGAGGAUCAGAGGAUUUUCCGGAAGCAACAACACGAGGAACAUCCGGUAAAUGGAUGCCAAACUCUUAAAGAUGAAUUGGAGAAGUUAAUCCGUGCCGGACACCAUCGAGAAUUCGUCAAGGAGGAUUCUGGCCGCGCGGGACAUUCUCCCAGAAAAACACGAAGAAGCCCAGAACAAGCAAAACGGAAGGGUAACCAUUCACGCGACCGUUCUCGAAGUCCCCCGAGCCACAGAACUCGCAGUCGACCUAGAGAGCGAGAUCCCAUUGUCAAAGGCAAGGUUGAUACCAUCUUAGGCGGUUUUGCUAGAGGAGGUGCUUCAUCCUCAGCCCGGAAGAGACAUUUGAGAAGUCUGCGCAGAGUACACUCAGUGGUACGCAAUCCAAUGUCAAUGCUUGACAUAACCUUCACAAAUAGGGAUUUUCACGCACCAGAUCCUGAUCAAGAUGAUCCCAUGGUCAUCGCAGCCCCCAUUGCACAAUACGAUGUGAGUAAGGUCCUUGUUGAUCAAGGCAGUUCAGUCAAUAUAUUAUACCGGACAACCUUUAGAAGAAUGGAAAUCGGAGAAGAUAUAAUUGCUCUGUUUAACGAGCAAAUUGUUGGUUUUGCUGGAGAAAGAGUAGACACCCGGGGAUAUCUCGACUUACGAACCCGCCUAGGGUCCAACGAUGAUGGUAAAGAGCUCAGAGUUCGCUUCUUGCUGGUAGAAGCGAACGCGUCCUAUAAUGCACUUUUAGGACGCCCUUGCCUAAAUGCUUUUGGGACGAUCGUGUCAACCCCACAUUUGGCAAUGAAAUUUCUUACAGACAGAGGAAAUAUAUGCACCGUCCGGACAAAUCAGAAAACCGCCCGCCAAUGCUACGUAGCGGGCUUAAAGGUGACACCUUACAGAAGAGAUAACCGUACUGAGGCGAUCCUGAUUGAUCUUGAUCCCAGGACCAAUACGGACGAGCGAAUACAACCUCAAGGCGAGAUAAAGCCUUUCAUAGUGGGCAUAAAUGAACAACAAACUACUUCCAUCGGGGACAGCCUUCAGCCGUUAGAAGAAAACGCAUUGAAGGAGUUAUUAAAAGGCAACAACGACUUGUUCGCCUAG